Messenger RNA from Salarias fasciatus (jewelled blenny), 2451 nucleotides. It is a transcript of the gene mettl15, whose product is annotated as methyltransferase 15, mitochondrial 12S rRNA N4-cytidine. Gene Ontology annotation, biological process: rRNA base methylation. The coding region runs from base 22 to 1191 and encodes 389 amino acids. Lineage: Eukaryota; Metazoa; Chordata; Actinopteri; Blenniiformes; Blenniidae. Gene Ontology annotation, molecular function: rRNA (cytosine-N4-)-methyltransferase activity. The record is from RefSeq and is a predicted model, not a curated record. The transcript is spliced from 6 exons.
ACGACGUGCUACACUACGAUCAUGGUUUUUCACAUGCCUCUGCACUCCAGCCCAGCGAUAAAGAAAACAAAUCUAGCUCUGUGGAGAGCAUGGAGGACAUUCAAGUUCAGCCCGCUCUCUUCGCUCGCCGGUCGUGGUUCUGAGGACACGUCUGAAGAAAUGUCUGCUGUUUCACCUGAAAAACCCCCUCACACACCCGUUAUGCUCAAAGAGGUGCUUCAUUACUUAGACAUCCAAGCAGGGCAGGUGGUCCUGGACAUGACAUUUGGAGGUGGUGGUCAUACCAAAGCAAUACUGAGCGCGGCUCCUGGAGUCACCGUUCUGGCCUUAGACCGAGAUCCCACAGCCAUCUCUCUGGCCCAGCGGUUAGCCGAGCAACACCACGGCCGUGUGAAGCCGCUGCUCGGCCGGUUCAGCGAGCUUGAAGCCCUGCUGUCUAACAUGAGCAUUAAGCCAGGCAGCAUUGAUGCCGUCCUGUUGGACGCUGGCUGUUCCUCCAUGCAGAUGGAUCAGGCGGAGAGAGGCUUCGCCCUCAGCAAGGAUGGUCCCUUGGAUAUGAGAAUGGACGGCGAGAGGUACCCCGACAUGCCCCGCGCUGCUGACGUUGUGAAUACCUUAGAUCAACAGGCUCUCGCAUCCAUCCUCGCCGCAUACGGGGAAGAGAGACACGCCAGGAAAAUAGCUUCAGCCAUUGUGGAGGCACGCCGUGUCAACCCCAUCACCCGGACGCAGCAGCUGGCCAGCGUGGUGGCAGGGUCGUUCCCCGCCGCCGUCGUCCAUGCCCGUAGAGACCGGCUCCACCGGCCCGCCCACGUGGCCACCAAGACUUUCCAGGCUCUGCGUAUCUUUGUGAACGACGAGCUGAACGAGCUGCACGCGGGACUCCGCGCCGCCCGGACGCUGCUGAAACCCGCAGGCCGCCUCUGCGUGAUCACCUUCCACUCACUGGAAGACAGACUGGUCAAGCGUUUUCUGCAGGGAGAGGACUUAUCUAAUUUGGAGCAGGACCACUUCAGCCCAAGAAAGCACGCCUCCAGGAAGGAUAAGAAGCUGGCAGGUGAUGAAAGGGGCGGUGGAAACGCCGUCUGGGUUCCACUUCGCAGGAAAGUGAUCAUCCCUGAAAAGGAAGACGUGAGAGAGAACCCCCGAGGACGCUCGGCCAAACUCAGGGCCGCCGCGCUCAGACACUGACUGAGCAACGGCAAUUACACCAAGACUCAGUUUGAGCUUUAGCAAUUUUUAUUUUUUCAACCAAAAUUAUCCACUUGGAUUCUCUGCAGGACAAUACCUCAGAUUGACUUGACCAAAAUGAAGCCAGUGAGAAUGUCUGUUCGGCACUGGAUUCUUCUGCUGGCAGGUUUUUACACUGUAAAGAAGCAAGACAGACGUGAAUCUGUCCUCUGGCUGCAUUUGAAGUUCACUGGGUUUUUUUUUUUUUUUUUGUAGUGUUUUGAGUUUGAUUCGUGUCAACAGAAACUGUCACAGCACUGAAAACCAAACUUUUCUAAGAGGCCUAAACAUUUGAAUGUAGGACCUAAAAGUAGCUUCAUAGAUCUGUGAUUUUUCUGAGACCUUCCAGAGAAGCCACGCAGCGCUGCACACACCCGCUCUGACAUUACUCCUCUUUAUAUUGGCAUUCGUUGGUUUUGGGGCUUUCACACCAGCAUCGAAGCCGACUGUCAGUCUCGUGGUUCAGUCACUAGAGCCAACAGAACGCGUUUCCUCUGGAUCUUCCCGAGCAGCUGGCACUUCACAGGAGGAGGAGGCAGGUGAAGGCGUGUCAAGAACUUCUGGAUACUUCUGAGGCGGAGAGCCACGACUGUUCCCACACAACCUAGAACUUUAACAUCUUGUCGCCUCUAUUUUUCAGACUUGAGUCUUUAUUGAUUCUAACCUUGAUCUAACCACACAAAGAUGACAAGUCUCCAUAAUGUGUGCGGAAUCAAGCAUCGUCCGAGUUUUUUUUUAUUAUUUUUUUUCAUUUUCAGUCGAGUCCAGCUGUAGAUCAAUCAGAAUAAUGCAACAGCAUUUUUUAAAUAACUAUUACUGAAGUCACUACCAUGUAAAUCUGUCGACCUACCACAAUUUUUUCAUGUAUCGAUUCAUUCGCUGAGCACUGCUGGACUGUUGACGCAUGAUUUGGUUUUAUACGCAGUUCCCGAAGGUCAAGAUGAAGCUUCCAUCCUUGUCACGUGAAGACGGUUUAUCCUUGGUUUAUGCCUGUAGAGAAACAUUUCGCUGCAGCGUCUUGCAGGAUGAGUUUGUUUUAUCGCCGCUCCGUCAGGUUCUGCUCACUUGCUGCUGCCUGUGAGUGACGCACACACACACCGACAAACACAGGUGUACCUUCACACAAUGGCGCAAGAGCUCUGCAUAGAAAUGUAGAAACCAAGCUUAACCUGUUUAAAGUGAAAGGAGAGUCAUGACAGCGAGGACGAAAUCACACGAAUG